This is a messenger RNA of Phanerochaete carnosa HHB-10118-sp, 2193 nucleotides long. RefSeq lists its product as uncharacterized. NCBI's taxonomy places the organism in Eukaryota, Fungi, Basidiomycota, Agaricomycetes, Polyporales, Phanerochaetaceae. The record is from RefSeq and is a predicted model, not a curated record. The transcript is spliced from 10 exons. Bases 65 to 1726 code for a protein of 553 amino acids. Gene Ontology annotation, biological process: protein phosphorylation. Gene Ontology annotation, molecular function: ATP binding; protein serine/threonine kinase activity.
CGCGUCCGCGCCGUCCUGAACAGAUCGUCACAGCACACGCCCAUCUCCGCCAGCAAAGAACACCAUGAAGUCGUGGAAUUUAGGCAGCAAGAAGCCGAAGGACAGCAAGGAGGCUGGCAUCCUGUCGCGUUCAAUAACACCAGUGCCUCCGUCGCGAGCAGCAACUCCAAAGCCCCCAGGCGGCGAAAACAUCUCUCGCUCGGGUAUGCUCACCAUCCGCAUCUUCUCUGGGCGCGGAUUGGCACUGCCCCCCGGUGUCCAGGUUCCCGACAUCAUCCAGAGAGCGCUGGACUCAAAUCCCUCCACGCGCCGUUCAACUAGCAACCGAGACAGCAUACAGCGGAAGCGGUCUUGGUGGCUGCCCUACGUUGUACUCGAGUUCGACAAGAAUGAGGUUCUCGUUGACGGAAUGGGUGGAGACUUGUCCAAGCCAGAAUGGAACUACAGGGCCGACUUUGACGUCUCGCGGAUGUCCAACAUCUCCGUAUCCGCGUACCUACGGACUGCGCAGUGCGUCGAGGGGCAGGACGACAUGGGCAACGACAUUCUCAUGGCACGGGUAGAUUUGACUCCGAUGCUGGACAGUCACCAUGCCUCUGACCAAUGGUACACCGCGACCGCCGGUCAGGGCGCGUUCCAUCUCAAAAUCGACUUCAAGCCCGCACGACACGAGUCACUCUCGAUCGAGCAGUUUGACCUGCUCAAGGUCAUCGGCAAGGGCAGUUUCGGCAAGGUCAUGCAAGUCCGGAAGAAGGACACGCAGCGGAUAUACGCGCUCAAGACCAUCCGGAAAGCAAACAUCGUCUCGCGUCCGGGCGAGAUUACCCAUAUUCUCGCAGAGCGGACGGUGCUUGCACUGGUGAACAACCCGUUCAUCGUACCGCUCAAGUUCUCGUUCCAGACCCCAGACAAACUGUAUCUCGUCAUGUCAUUCGUCAACGGCGGGGAGCUAUUUUAUCACUUGCAACGCGAGGGCAAAUUCGACGAAAGCCGCAGCCGCUUCUACGCCGCUGAACUACUGUGCGCGCUGGAGCAUCUCCACAGCUUCAAUGUGGUCUAUCGCGAUUUGAAACCGGAGAAUAUUCUACUCGAUUAUACUGGACACAUUGCCCUCUGCGAUUUCGGCUUGUGUAAGCUGAAUAUGUCGGAGACCGAGAAGACAAACACCUUCUGCGGAACGCCUGAGUACAUCGCGCCGGAGCUUCUCGAGAGCCAGGGAUACACAAAGACUGUGGAUUGGUGGACACUGGGUGUGCUCCUGUACGAGAUGAUGGCAAGUUGUCCUACUCUUACCGGUCUGCCGCCGUUCUACGACGAGAACGUGAACGUCAUGUACCAGCGCAUCUUGUCCGACCCUCUGCUAUUCCCAGCGGACAUGUCGCAUGACGCAAAGAGUGUUAUGGCCGGUCUCCUGCAGCGGGAUCCAUCACGUCGACUCGGUGCUGGAGGUGCGGAUGAGAUCAAGCGGCAUCCGUUCUUCUCCAAACACGUCGAUUGGAACCGCCUGCUGGCCAAAAAGAUACAGCCGCCCUUCAAGCCCCAUGUCGAGUCCGUCCUGGACGUGGCCAACUUCGACGCCGAGUUCACCGGCGAAAAACCGCAGGAUUCGCACGUCGACGAUACACCGCUUUCGGAGACAGUUCAGGACCAGUUCCGAGGCUUCACUUACAAUCCAGGCAACGAGCACCUCAGCGAGAGUAUCAGCUUCCCAAGUGUCAUGAGUUAAACGAGUAAGUGGCCUUGGUACCGCUCGCUGCUCAAAGGCGUCGUCGUUACACUCGGAUGACUAGAGUCCCUUUGCUUCACCCUCCGUGCUUACCCUCUAAAACCGUUCUUGACUUUCCCCAUAUCUUCGAUCCGGAAUCGCGCCCUGUCUCUCGCUUGUUCCUCCGGUUCCCAGUCCCAUUCUUUCUUUUCCAUGUAUUUAUGUAGCAGACUGGGCUUCCGUUGAUUUUAUAUAUGUACACGCACUCUCUCCCUGUCCUUCUGACGUAUAGCGCUAGUUUCGAUGCAUAAGGACUUUGUUCGAAUCAAAUUGUGUAGCAUUGUUUCGUCUUUUCUCAUUUGACUUCCAGCUUGGCUAGCUUAGUGAUGUAUGCAUGUACACGCGAGUAUAUACUUACGCAACCCGUACGAUCCAUUGUACAGCAAUGUGCUGUGGAGUUCUAUAUGACAGUUCGCUGCUAGGACCAG